ACAUUUUUUGAUUGAGUUGCACUGCUCAUGUAUUACUUUAAAGAUUGAUUCAUAUUGCUUGUUUGCAUUAAUGACCAAUGCUGCAUUGUAUUUACUCACAGAUAAUGAGUUUUUCUUGAUACAAAUUGGAAAAUAGCCACGAUUUUAAGGAAUGUUAUGUGAGAGCUUUCUUUGGACUAUUGCCUAUAGAAAUCACUUUGAUAAUGAAAGUUUAACAACAAUAAAACAAGAAGAAAAUGAAAGAGUGAGAGAAAUGACUGCUAUCUGUAACAUGGCAGGCACAGUGCCAGAUAUGCAAGACAAGACCAUUCUGGAUAGAUGUAAGAAUUUGGGCAAUACUAUAUCUUCUGUCAAGAUUAAGAAACAAAGCAAAUCAGUUCAAGACAUUCCCCCCAAACUGCCUAAAGCUCAACAAAGCAUCAGACAGACAUCACCUGUUGUUGAUAUCCCAGUAAUUUCUCACAGCAACAAAGAAGCAUACUUGGUUCCCUCCUCUUGCAAAAGCAUUUGCAAGGACUACAAUGACUUGCAUAUUGCUGGUGACCAGGUUAUGCCAAUUAAUUUGACUCUUUCUGAACUGUCAACUGACAAUACCUUUGAAUACACUGAUGGUCCAUUUCUUCAGUCUUAUGAAAUCCCAAUUCCAGCAACAGAAACUCCCAGGCCUUCUCUUGAUUACAUAAAGAAACCCCUGAAAGGAGAUUCUUCAUGUUGGCGAGUGAACAGCAUCAAGGAUAAAAGCAUUCUUCAAGAUAGUCUUCCAAUGUCCAAUUCCAUGCUGAACAAUUACCUGGAGCAAAAAAUAAUGGAGUUGUACAAGCAGUAUAUGAUGGAAAGUAUGCUCAAUAGCAACUCACCAGCCAAGAUCAUGGCUUCAGAACUGAUCCUCAGUAACGUGGACCAGAUAACUUUACAGAUCUCAAAAGAUCAGAACAUGGAGACCACAAAAGCCAAAGAUAUGGUUAUUAGCUGCUUGUUAAGGGUUGCAAGCAGCCAGCAGUCAAGUGAAUUAAGCACUCCUCAGCUGCAGAUUUCUAGUGAUAAAAGUAUAACUAGUUAAAAGGUGUUUGAAACUCUCAACAGUACAAAUACAUUUUUAUAAAAUAUCUGAGGUAUACAGUAUACAAAUAUCACAGCACCAGUAACGCGCACUGCACGAUAACAUGGAGUGAAUAUACUUGACAGUUUUCAUACUAUUUCUCUGUACAUUUAGCAUUUGUUUACUCAGCGGUUGAUGCGCUUGCUGCUUCCUGAGCAGCUCUUCUUUUCUC
This is a messenger RNA of Polypterus senegalus (gray bichir), 1271 nucleotides long. Its product is annotated as TLR adapter interacting with SLC15A4 on the lysosome. The record is from RefSeq and is a predicted model, not a curated record. Gene Ontology annotation, biological process: regulation of toll-like receptor signaling pathway. The coding region runs from base 152 to 1060 and encodes 302 amino acids. NCBI's taxonomy places the organism in Eukaryota, Metazoa, Chordata, Cladistia, Polypteriformes, Polypteridae. The transcript is spliced from 2 exons.